AUGGCUUCCAAAUUGCCGAGAAUCGGCAACAUCAACCAUGCGGCCGGUAUCUAUGCGGACAUGUCCGUCGACGGUCCCGCCAUUGGCACCCUGGUCGCCAUCAUUGACCGUGCGAAGAACCUGCCAAACAGAAAGACGAUGGGAAAACAAAAUCCGUACUGUGCUGCUCGUCUCGGCAAAGAAGCGAAGAAAACAGAGACCGAUCUGCGUGGAGGCCAAACACCCAAAUGGGAUCAGGAGCUCCGCUUUACAGUGCAUGAAUCGCCGGAUUACUUUAGACUCAAAGUCUCAAUCUUCAACGACGACAAAAAGACCGAUCUGAUCGGCGAGACCUGGAUUGAUCUGCAGGACUUGAUCAUCCCCGGUGGCAGCCAGAGUGACCAAUGGCACCCAUUGCAUUUCCGCGGAAAGUAUGCCGGCGAAGUCCGCAUCGAGAUGACCUACUACGACACUAGGCCUGAGGAUGAAGCCGUGAUUGAGCGACGAACCCAAGUGGCCGACAAGAUCCAAAGAAGCAGCGCUUCAUCGAAACCCGUCGCUACACCGGCACCCGUCAGCUCUUCCUCGCUCUCGGGUCCGCGCCAGUUGAAGGAUGUCAAGAGACGCCCACUUCCCAGCGAUCUGACUGCUUCAACCCCAGCUCGUCCUGCCCCCGUCGAGAAGACUCCCUCGGCUCCAGUACAGUCUCAGCCUGCGCCAUCCCGGCCGGUUCACCACGACCAUUCUCAUUCCACACCUGCCAUGCCUGUUGCCGCCGAUCAUACGCGUUAUCCUCAACGGCAGGCCCCGGAGCCUCCCUAUGACGCGGCAGCGUACAACUCCGCUCCGCAGCCUGCGCCGCCGGUAAAACAAUAUGAAACGCCAGAUGACUUUCAUCGAGAAUGGAACUACGCGGCUCAGACUGUGCAGCCGGCCGCGCCAGCGCCUUUGAGGCGAUCCGUGCAGGAGCAAACCCACCCUUAUCGCGAGAGGCAGGCGGACCCUUAUGAUACACGACAACAAUAUGCACGGCCGCACUCCGGAUACGGCAAUGCCCCAGCCGUGGACUACCGUUCUCGGCCGGAUGUCCCACCAAGCAGGCCUGAGUACGAAGCACAUCCUGUUGCGGACAUGCACACCAGGCACCCAUAUGACCCGGCCUCCCGUCCGACCAGCCGGCACCGGAAUCAGCCAUUUCCCCCUCCGGAGCAGCACGCCUACAGUGGAGAUCUGGUGCGCUAUGGCCACGAUGCGCCCCAGUACUCUCCUCGUUCCUCGACCAACUCGUAUGAACGCCCGGAAUACGCCCAGAACGCCCCCGUCCCAGCUCCAAUGGAACCGGACCACCACUAUCGGCUGCACAGCAAUUCCGUCGCCAGCAUGAACAGUCGCCAUCGUAGUUCCAUCCACGAGACCUUCCACCCGGAAUACGCCGCGAUGCAACCGCGCGUGGACGACGAAGAAGAUGAGGGGCCGCCGCCUCCGCCCCCGGCCCAUCGGUCUGGCUUAGUCCAGCACAGUCAACAGUUAGUACCGUCACCAGCUUCCUCGUACAAGGCUUACUCUCCAGAGUUUGCGUCGUCGCCCCGCCACAGUACCCAGGAUAUGAACGCGGUCCAGCCGCUCCACCUCCCAACCCACAGGAACCGCCCACAGGACCCCCAUCAUACGAAGAAUCCAUCGGUACCGCGCAGCCUAGUCGCCGGUUUUGACACGGCCGUGCCAGGGACGGAGCCGCGAGCGACGCAGGACGGUCUGGCCACGCGACGACGGAGCAUGCUCGAAGAAGAGGCCAUCAUCUUUCAGCCCCCCGAGCCGAAGCGUGCGGGAGUGCCAUAUCCUGUCGAAACACCGCCUUCGCAGCCUGCAGACUACCGCCGUUCCUUGGUGAUCACCCGAUCGAUCAAUCCAGACAUCCGCUCUGCGCCUCGACGGAAAUCGGUCAGCCCUCGACCACCGCCGUUGACUGAACGUCAAGUGUCGCGGAUUCCAUUCUCGCCAGACUCGUACAAUGCACUCAAUCCAAAUGCAGCACGGUCUGCUGUCACGCGCGACCCGGCACCCGCGUACGAUACGAUCGCUCAAUCCAUGCAGAUUGCACGACUCAACGAUCUGAAGCCUGACACGUCGGGCCCGAUCAUCGGCGACGAUGGCCGAGAGAUCGAUCCUUCCGAUCACCUUCCGACGGACACGUGGGCGCCGGAGCCAGAACGCAAGUCCCGGAAGCCGGAGGUCAUUGUGCGUUUCAAGAAUGCGCCUGCCCGGGAUGCUACAGGCGGUCGUCCCCGGUCUAGCGGGGGAUUCGUUCCUGAUCAGACGAGACGUCCUCCCUCGCAUGUUUCCCGGGUAAACGCCGAACACACCUCCCCUGGGGCGGACUACAUGGACCGUGGGCGCCAGGGGUAUGGGGGAUACGGGCCUGGAGGGAGCUAUCAUCCAUCGAAUGCACCACGGCCGCGAUCAUCGCAGCGCAAGUCCGUGUCACCGGCUCCCAGCGCACACUCGGCUCACUCUGCGCACUCUGUGUCAAGCUUCUAUGCACCUACUGGGCCUCCAAUCCCGGCCAAGGUGCCCAUUGCGGCCCCGGAGCCCAACUACCCGGUGAUGGGGGGCAAUCCCGGCAUGGACGCGCUGAGCCGGGAGCUGAACACUAUUGACCUGGGGUCGGUGGGAUGUAGUGUGAUUCGGGCGCCGCGGAAGUAUGUGCCCAGGACGAUCACGACGGGCUAUGCCAUGUGA
Messenger RNA from Aspergillus clavatus NRRL 1, 2718 nucleotides. RefSeq lists its product as uncharacterized. The record is from RefSeq and is a predicted model, not a curated record. The transcript is spliced from 2 exons. The coding region runs from base 1 to 2718 and encodes 905 amino acids. Lineage: Eukaryota; Fungi; Ascomycota; Eurotiomycetes; Eurotiales; Aspergillaceae.